This is a messenger RNA of Ornithodoros turicata, 810 nucleotides long. Its product is annotated as cuticle protein 16.5-like. NCBI's taxonomy places the organism in Eukaryota, Metazoa, Arthropoda, Arachnida, Ixodida, Argasidae. Bases 1 to 810 code for a protein of 269 amino acids. The transcript has 4 exons. The record is from RefSeq and is a predicted model, not a curated record.
AUGACGUCACCCGUCGUUGUUGAAGACGUCCUUGGAGGGGCGACCGCUGGGGAGGAGUCGUCCCACUUCCACAUCGCCUUGAAGCGCACCGUGGGAUCAGCAGGGCCGUUAUUCUCCGUAAUCGCAGCCCUCCUGUUCAAGAUCGGAGAACGUCACGAAAAAACGACGUCACUCGGGGGUGGUGGAUGGAUAGGAGCGCAAAAUGUGGUGAAGUUUUCAGAGUUUGGACAUUCGCAGCAAGCUUCUCUGUUUCAUUCUGAAGGCAUCACCUCCCUCGUUCUCCUGGCUGUUGCCUACACUGCUCAGGCCGGCGUGGUCGCCGCCCCAGCUUACGCUGCUGCUCCAGUGGCUGCCGUAGCUGCCCCUGCCGCCGUUUCCACCACCUACACCACAAAGACAGUGCAUGCCGCCCCUGCUAAGGUUGUUGCCGCUGCUCCAGCCGUUGCUUACGCUGCUCCCGCCGCCAAGGUUGUUGCCGCUGCCCCUGCCGUGGCCUACGGUGCUGCUCCAGCUGUCGCUUACGGCGCUGCCCCAGCUAUCGCGUACGGCGCUGCUCCAGCUGUCGCUUAUGGCGCUGCACCAGCAGUUGCCUACGGUGCUGCCCCAGCCGUAGCAUACGGCGCCCACUACGCUGCUGCCCCAGCUGUUGCCUACGGUGCUCAUUAUGCCGCUGCUCCAGCUGUUUACGGUGCCCACUACGCUGCUGCCCCAGUCGCUAAGGUCGUCGGUGCUGCUCCAGCUGUCGGCUAUGGUCACGCAUACGCUGCUCCAGCCUACGGCAAGGUUCUCGGCUGUAAGUAUCAACAAUAG